AGUAAAAAUAUUUACUGUUAAAAAAACGUAGCCGAAAUUCGCAAUUUCAUAAUUGAAUUAAAGCAAUUUAUUUUUAUCAACUAUAACGAUACUCGGUAUUGACUUCUUCCACUUCCAACGUCAAUAAACAUGGCGAAAGUAUUAUCUAUUAUUGGAGUUUUGGCUAUAGCUGUUGUGGGUCAAGCCCUCACCCCAUCUUCAUUUCUUACAACCCUUGAUCAAAACAGAUUAAAGUCUGUGUUUGAAGCUGCAGCGCCAUAUGGUGACACACAGUCUGCACAUUAUUCUAUCCUCGGUUUGAAAUUAUUAGGGGCAACCAUCCCUAAUUCACAGGAUUCCUGUAAAACACUAUCCAAAGUUAUUGAUGGCAGCAGUGUAGCAUCAAUCUACUAUGCAGCCACAGCAGCUAAAGCUUUGGGUAAUUGCAAGAUUGAAGUGCCAGAGUUUAAGAAAACAUUGACGGAUGCUAUCAAAGAAGAUGCUAGUGUCCAAGAUAUUGUGUUUGCUUAUUUAGCACUAAAAAGUUUGGGUCUUCCAGCUGAUGAUGGGGCAGUAUCUAAAGCUCUCUUGGCAGCACUUAAGACUGAUGAUUCCCCUACCAGUCAUGGUUAUGCCUUUUUAGCAGCAGCUGAAUUAUCUGGAGAUAUCAAUAAAUUUGUUGACAAUAUUGAAGAUGUUGUGGCUCAGGCAGAUGAAGUGGAUGAUAAAUAUUUACAAUUUGAAGGUGGCCUUUUUGCCACAGCUUUAGUUGUAGACAGUGCAUACAAAUUGGCUGAAAAAAAUAAGAAACCUCCCACAAUUGCCCAGGACAAGAUUUUGAAGUUUGCAAACUAUUUCCUGAGUCGCAAGCAUGUUCACCAGCUUAAAUCUGCCUACCAGUUCCUUGCAGUCAUCAAGACUCUUACAACCAACAAGUUUCACAUUCCAGUAGCUGUAUCACUUGCUAGCCCGGUGGCUGUUACUCAGGUUGAUGCAUCUGUUAAAGUCCAAGUAACCGAUCUCCUGGGUGGAGCCCUUGGUGAAAUGACUGUAACUGCUGAUAGUGCCAGACAUUUGGAAGAUGGAGCUGUUGUCCUCAGCAAGAAACAAUUUACACCAUCUGGUUCUGACAAGUCUCUUUAUGAGUUAAACUUCCUUGAAGCUAAACCUGCUAAAGGAUUUUACAAGUUAACCAUUAGUGUUGUUCCUAAAAAGAGUGAUGCAAAGCUUAUUGGUACAACUGGUGCAGAGCUUGAAGUGAAAGUUACUACCAAAGUUGCAAUUGAAAAUGUUGAAAUUGGAGUAGCUGAUAAAGAUCAAGCCACUGCAGCACGUACUACAAGGCUUGUCCAUCCUAGUAAAGCUGCCACUGUCAUAGAAGCAGAUUAUCACCAGAAAAUUGUCAUGAAAUUCCAACUCAAAGACAAAACUUCUGGUCAGCUAAUGACUGCCCACCAAGCUUUUAUCCGGAUGACCAAUAUUGAAACCAAACAGGAAAUCAUCUUUGUUACUGAAUCUGAUAACAGCCUCACUAGCAAGUUUGAUCUGGAUGUUGGUGCCAGUGCUAAAGAAUUUGGAUCUGCAUCAGGCAAAUAUAGCAUGGAACUGAUAGUUGGAGAUGCUGUGAUUGAGAACCCAUUCUCAUGGCUUGUUGCUGAUGUCUCAAUAACCUUUGCAGAAUCUAGUGAACCAGCUGCAGACAGUACUAACCAAUAUGCAAAGAAACCUGAGAUUAAGCACAAGUUCAAUGAACCCGAGAAGAGACCACCAGCCACUGUUUCUCUUGCAUUCACUGCCCUUGUUUUACUGCCUCUGCUUAUUCUUCUCGUAUUGUGGAUCAGAAUUGGUGUUAACAUUUCAAACUUCCCCGUUUCACUCAGUGCAAUUGGAUUCCAUGUUUGUCUAGCAGCAAUAUUUGGCCUUUACUACUGCUACUGGAUUAAAUUAAACAUGUUUCAAACAUUGCGUUGGUUGGGUAUUUUAGCAGUUCCAACCUUCUUCUUUGGCAACCGUCUUCUAAGUGCUUUAGCAUCUAAAAGGGUGCUGCUUCUUAGUGGUUUAUCACUUCAAACAAUUCCCUUUGCGCAAACUACUACUCAUUAUAAAACCAUGAAAAAGAAAGAAAAAACGAGAUGAAAAUGCAAAACAUCCCUAAUUAGUGUAGAAGUACUUUCAUCAUAUAGCACAGUUUCAACAUUUCCUGUAACAUCAACACAAGGUGCAUUUGAAAUCAUGGACAUAAGUAUUUCAUGACUUACACAGAUGAAUUUUUUUAAUAAGGGUUGCUAUCUCAGCUAGUGAAUGAAAGGAUAAUAUUCCUACUUAUGGUUUAGUGAAUUUAAGGUUAUGCUGUGUUGUGUGUUGAUAUGUAAACAAAAUAAAUGCUUCUUUGUUGUUGUUUGUCUACAACUGAUGUUGUUACAGCUUGUAAACAGUGUGCACAAUUUCAUCUUCGUCAUUUAUCUGUGUGUGUAAGAAUGGUAGCAUUCAUGUUAUCACUUUUAAAUUUCAAUAUCCAUGUUAUUUUCACAUAGAGAAAAUUGUUAUGUUUAAAUUAAUAAAUAUUUUUAUGUUAUUGA
This is a messenger RNA of Physella acuta, 2558 nucleotides long. Its product is annotated as dolichyl-diphosphooligosaccharide--protein glycosyltransferase subunit 2. Gene Ontology annotation, cellular component: oligosaccharyltransferase complex; membrane. Gene Ontology annotation, biological process: protein N-linked glycosylation. The record is from RefSeq and is a predicted model, not a curated record. Lineage: Eukaryota; Metazoa; Mollusca; Gastropoda; Physidae.